AAGUCGGUCUCUUCAUUCCCAGAUUCGAACUUGCCCCAAAAACCACCACUGGAAAUUCAGCUUCUUCCCCAAUCUGAAAUCUGAAAUCUCUGAUAAUUUCAGAAUCGGUAGAAUCAAUCAAACGAUGAUGCAUCCCGAAACCCUAAAUGACCAAUUUCUUCAAAUCUUCGUCAAAUCCCCGUGUCAUCAACGAACAAUAGCCCUAACCCUAGAUCUCAACCGACCCUUGACCCUGGAAUCUCUUAUUUCCUCCUCUUCGCUCUUUCCUAAUCCGUCGUCGUUGUUUAAUUUCUGCGUUUAUUUUAAUGGAAUGACCUUGAAUGCAUCCGAUCAUGUCCCGAUUUCCCAAAUUGCUCCUCUCACCACCUUUACUCUGUUUCCCCGCCUCCGUGGAGGAGGUGGUGAUGGCGGCGCAACCGGGGCGGAGUCUCGCGACUGCUACCUCAACAUGUACGCGGAGAAAAAGCCGGAUAAAGUCGAUCCUAAUGAGCAGAGGCUCUCGAAAUGGCUUAAUUGCGCUUUAUCUAGUGAACCCUUGAGAGAGCCUUGCGUUACCGACCGAUUGGGAAAUUUAUUCAACAAAGAAGCGUUAGUCGAGGCUUUGCUGUCGAAGAGAUUGCCGAAGGAAUUUGGGUACAUAAAGGGGCUAAAAGACAUGGUAAAUAUCAAGCUCACAGCGAUUCCAGGGUCUGAUGAUUUGGGUUGCGGCGGCGCCGGCUAUCAUGCUCGGUUUCAGUGUCCAGUUUCAGGGCUUGAAUUUAAUGGUAAGUAUAAGUUUUUCGCGUUGAGGGGCUGUGGGCAUGUAUUGAGCGCUAAGGCGUUGAAGGAAGUGAAAUCUUCCUCGUGCUUGGUAUGCCAUGAGGAAUUCACGGAAUCAAAUAAGAUAGUGAUAAAUGGCAGUGAGGAGGAAGUAGCAGCCUUGAGGGAGAGGAUGGAGGAGGAGAGAGCAAAAUUGAAGGAGAAGAAGAUGGGUGCUAAGAAGACGAAGAAUGGGGAAGUUGUUGUGAUGAAUGGAGCGCAGGUGGAUGCACUGGAGUCUUCCGCAGUGAGGGGAGUGAAGCGUGGGGCUGAUUUGAAUGGGAGCGUAGGAAAGGCUUCUGUGAAAGUUGAAGGACAUGGGAAGGUUGAGAAUAAUGUUAAAGGAGGUGUUGCAGUGAAGAAGUUUAGAGCGGCUGAUAUGGCACCGGCUCAUGCAAACAAGGAAGUGUAUGCUUCUAUAUUUACUUCUUCCAAAAAAUCCGACUUUAAGGAGACAUUUACUUGUAGAUCCCUCCCGCUAGGUCGGAACUGAUAGGAUGUUACGGUCUGUCUGCUUAAAGGGCAAGAUACCCAAGCUGCAUCAAAGUAAGCUUCCAAUUUAAGGUCAUUAACAGUAGAAAAGAAGAGGCAUUGAGAAGGACAUCCUUUGAGAUACUGGACUACAUGAAUUGUUACUUCCCAAUGUGUCUUCCGUGGAUCAGGUCUUGUGAAUCGAAGAUACAACAACCUCCCCACUGAUUCUAAUCAAGCUCUAGUAAUAGAGAGUCCUGACUUAAUUGUUGAACUAUAUAUGUAAGAUCAGGUCUUGUGAAUCGAAGAUACAACAACCUCCCCACUUAUCUGCGAUACUGAUCAAGCUCUAGUAAUGGAGAGUCCUGUGUAGCAGAGAAUUUGUGUCCCUUAGGUAAAGGAGUUGGUGCAGGUUUUGCUCCCAGC
Carica papaya (papaya) is the source of this 1695-nucleotide messenger RNA. RefSeq names its product RTF2 RING-finger protein. The record is from RefSeq and is a predicted model, not a curated record. Gene Ontology annotation, cellular component: nucleus. Gene Ontology annotation, biological process: mitotic DNA replication termination. NCBI's taxonomy places the organism in Eukaryota, Viridiplantae, Streptophyta, Magnoliopsida, Brassicales, Caricaceae.